This is a messenger RNA of Dermacentor andersoni, 752 nucleotides long. RefSeq lists its product as uncharacterized. The record is from RefSeq and is a predicted model, not a curated record. NCBI's taxonomy places the organism in Eukaryota, Metazoa, Arthropoda, Arachnida, Ixodida, Ixodidae.
CAACCCAGUUAGCCUAGACUCACGAAGCAAGGUUGCCCAGGCUAUCCACCACCGCCUUAACAGACGAGCGUCCAACCGCCGACCAUGACGCAGCGCCCGACGACCCCGCUCUGCUUUCUGCUGCUCGCUGCCACGGCCGCUGCGAUCGUGGCCAUCGCAAGUGCACAGACCGUUGACGACAACAAAAUCUUGGUAUCAGCCGCAUGGCUAUGCGAGGGCCUGGAGUGCCCCGAAGGCAAAGAGUGCACACUGGAGCAGCCCCAGUGCACAUCAGAAGACUGUUCCCUCAAGCCAUCAUGUUCCCCUCGACUCGAGAAUUGCAAACCGUGCAAUCCUGGCUGCGCCCACGCCAUCUUGAACAAAGGUGCCAGCUCGGGCUGCCACCCCUGCCUCUGCGAAAUUGCCGUUGUGCGGAAACCGGAAAGACUGACGGAGGAAGCACCAUCCGGGAACGGCAAUGAAUGAAACAAGCAUGAACAAAACCACACGAGAACUACCCGCCGCUCAGCCCAACACCGACAAAGCACACGCAGGAGUGUCCUGCGAGUUUUCUCUGUCAAGUCAUUUUAUAUGCACCAGCUUUUACCAUGAGCUUUGAUAGCAGGACAUGAUCUUUAUUUUUUUUUAUAUUUUUAUUAUUAUUUGAGAACGUUAGCAAACUUAGAGAGAUCUGAAUACGCAGAAAAUCACUCCUAUAUUUACACUGUAAAAAGAGAAAAUAAACACGUUGGCGUUUGUUUGUUGCACAAUAA